Molecule: messenger RNA, 492 nt
Organism: Capsicum annuum
Lineage: Eukaryota; Viridiplantae; Streptophyta; Magnoliopsida; Solanales; Solanaceae
Product: protein trichome birefringence-like 42
Cellular component (GO): Golgi apparatus
Molecular function (GO): O-acetyltransferase activity
Source: RefSeq, a predicted model, not a curated record
UGGUGUAGAUUGGGGAGAGCCAAAGGAGAAAAACUGCAAUGGUCAAACUAAACCUCUUGGAGGAUCAACUUUUCUAGGAGAAAGUUAUCCAGGACAACCUGUCAUAAAAGAAGUGUUGAGUAGUAUGAACAAGUCUGUAAUUUUGCUUGAUAUUACAUUGUUGACUGCAUUGAGAAAAGAUGGGCAUCCAUCUAUUUAUGGCACAAGUGGACAGCUAGACUGUUCUCACUGGUGCGUCGCUGGAGUACCAGACACUUGGAAUUCGCUCUUAUAUACAAGUCUUAUUUCAUAGUGAUGCUUUUUAAGUAUAAUGUAUUUUUAGAUUUAAAAUAAUAUUCUUGACUUGAAAAAUACUUUAAAUCAUGAUCUCUCUCUCUUUCUCUCUGCAUUUCCCUCUCUCGAUCCAAAAUGGACAGUUCUUUUUUUUUAGUACCAAAAUGGACAGUUCGUCUAAAAAUGAACAAACUACAACUAACAUCGUCUGUGAACGUU